This is a messenger RNA of Chelmon rostratus (copperband butterflyfish), 1052 nucleotides long. Its product is annotated as Fc receptor-like protein 5. Lineage: Eukaryota; Metazoa; Chordata; Actinopteri; Chaetodontiformes; Chaetodontidae. The record is from RefSeq and is a predicted model, not a curated record. Gene Ontology annotation, biological process: cell surface receptor signaling pathway. The coding region runs from base 3 to 749 and encodes 248 amino acids. The transcript is spliced from 5 exons. Gene Ontology annotation, molecular function: transmembrane signaling receptor activity.
GGAUGCAGUUAACACCGUUCUGCCUCAUGCUGUCCUGUCUUCGGGUCAGCCCUGACAGGUCUCAGUUCUUCAGGUACGACUCCAUCUCUCUGAGCUGCGAGCAUCAGUUGAACUCCACCGGUUGGAAGGUGAAGAGGAAAACGACAGUGGGUGGGGUCAGAUCCUGCUCCUCCGGCUGGGGCUCCGCAUCCUCCCGCUCCACCUGCAUCAUCGGAAACACCUACCCGUCUGACAGCGGGGUGUACUGGUGUGAGUCUGAAGAUGGAGAGAGGAGCAACAGCGUCAACAUCACCAUCACCGAUCGUACUGUGAUCCUGGAGAGUCCGGUCCUCCCCGUGUCGGAGGGAGCUGCUGUGAUUCUGCGCUGCAAAGCUGAGACGAACUCCCCCGACCACAUGUUUAAUUACUACAAAGACGGCCGUUCCAUCAGCAGCAACUCCACAGGAGAGAUGAUCAUUCACAGCGUGUUGAAAUCUGAUGAAGGACUCUACAAGUGCAGCAUCACCGGAGGUGGAGAAUCCAUAGGCAGCUGGUUGGCUGUUGACGGUUCUCUUCCACCUUCAUCUUCAGCUCCGUCAGCUUCCUCUUCAAAUUCUGAUCACAGACUGAUGUGUCACCUGGUGGUGGGAACUCCGUACCUGCUGUCUACCAUCUUACUGGGACUCAUAUACAAAGACAGGAAGAGAGCAGCUCGGACGGUUACAGAGAGCAGAGGCAGCAACAGUGUCGUCAUGGAAAUAGUUGUGUAGUCCUGCAAACUGAUGAAAGCGGCAAAGCAAUUCUGCGUCAUGUGACCCUCCACCGCAGGAUGUCCUGGGGAUCCAGUAUACCACCAGCGUUCAGAUGAAUUCUCUGCAGAAUUUAACCGAUAGCAUCAAAGGAGCUGCCAGAGCUUUGUGACUUCUCACUGAACAUGUCAUGACUACUGGAUCCUGGCUGAAAAAAAUCAUGUUUGAUAUGUUACCUUUCAAAUUCAAGCUAGACUUCUUUAAAAACUGAUCUGAAACAAACAUCAACCAUUUGCGGCUUCAAGAAAUCCAACCACGCAUAAA